AUGGGCCUCGACGCCCUCAAUUUUCUUACCACCCAUCCCUGGUUUCUCUGGCACCUGGAGCGUGCGGAGCUGGGCAUCAGAUAUCGGCGCUGGAAACCAGCCUCCAGCGACCGCCGCGAACGCCAGGGUCUCGCUCGGCAAACACUAGCUCGGAGGCAGCAGAGACAGUGGGAGCGACGAGGCAAGUAUCGGCAUAUUGGUGGCGACCCCAAGCAUCCUGGGCCUUGCCAUUGGCAAUGGGAGGAUGAGCCUUCCAUACUAGUGCCUGGGGAGCCGGCGGAACACGGCCCCACGCGCGAGCUUUCCAGCCCUUCACAUGCCCGAGAGGACAGCCCAGACAUGGACUACACCCCUUCCGAAGUCGACGAGCUGGAGUAUAUCGAGCGUAUCAAGACCAGGCAGCCCAAAGGCUACUGGACUGGAAACGACGACCUGCCCGGCCAAUGCAAGGACCCUGACGAGUUUGCGUCCUCUGCGCCGUCAUCUCCCCGGACGCGGUUCGCCAGACUCGGACCAAUCCCUGAUCUUUAUCGCCCGGGAGGGCAGAGACGCGGCGAGAUCUAG
Messenger RNA from Gaeumannomyces tritici R3-111a-1, 564 nucleotides. RefSeq lists its product as hypothetical. The transcript has a single exon. Bases 1 to 564 code for a protein of 187 amino acids. NCBI's taxonomy places the organism in Eukaryota, Fungi, Ascomycota, Sordariomycetes, Magnaporthales, Magnaporthaceae. The record is from RefSeq and is a predicted model, not a curated record.